AUGUACAAAGUACAUAAAAAUGGGUCAUCAUCGCAUUCUAAUGGUGUCAACGGGCAUGCCCACCACCAGGAUGCCAGGUCUCAUAGGAGCUGGGAUGAUGCAAUACCUAUCCCCCGACUCAGCCUUACAUCAGCCUCUGUUGUUGUCUUCAUUCUGGCAGGCGUGUGCUUCGUCAAUAGCUACGACGGAGACUUUGUUUUUGAUGACAGCGAGGCAAUCCUGAACAAUAAAGAUUUACACGGGGAUGUACCUGUUACAGACUUGUUUUUCCAUGACUUUUGGGGCAAGAAACUCACGUCCAAAACCAGCCACAAGUCAUAUAGGCCUCUCACUGUUCUUACUUACAGGUGGAGUCACAGUUUAGCAGGAGGGCUGUUUCCAAAGGGAUUCCACAUAGUCAAUAUUCUCCUACACAGCAUUGUAUCUACACUUAUGUUAUCAGUAUUCUCCAUUGUGUUUUCUGAAUGUACAGUUGCCAAAGAGACAGGAACAUUAGCAUUCGGAAAUCCUCGGGCAUCACUGUUGUGUGCAAUAUUGUUUGCUGUCCAUCCAAUCCACACAGAGUCGGUGGCAGGAGUUGUGGGACGAGCAGAUCUCUUAUGUGCCUUACUCUUCAUUCUAUCCUUCAAAUUCUAUGUCAGGUCAUGUGCGCAAGUGGCUGCAGAGAAUGGAGACAGCGUCCUAUAUCGUCCAACAUCAUUCUCCCUGCCUCCUCUCAUCUGUAGUCUCGUCCUGUGUGGCAUGUCAGUGCUGUGUAAAGAGAUGGGUAUCACUGUUAUUGGUAUCUGUAGUGCCUUCGAUAUCAUUAUGAUAUGUAGGGUAGAUAUCUUGGCAGCCAUUGGUCUGAAAAAGGAACUGGCAAUGCUGAACAAUGGUCACUUAAGUGGUAGUGGUGGAACAACUGGUCAAAAACAGCAGGAUGAUAAACCUUGGAUUAUCUCCCUUGUCAAACGUCAGCUGCUGCUUUUGUGUGGAGGUUUGGUCAUCCUGGUGACUCGGUGGAGAAUCAUGGGGUCAACCACACCCACAUUCCAGGUGUUUGAUAAUCCGCAUUCUUUCGUCAACGGCACUAUUACAAGGGUGCUGAACUACAACUAUCUUUACUCCAUCAACAGUCUUCUAUUGGUCAAUCCAUGGUGGCUUUGUUUUGAUUGGUCGAUGGGAUGUAUACCCGUCAUUGAGUCUCUAAUGGACCCUCGUAUUCUAGCAGUUUUUGCGUUCUGGUUGGUGCUAGGAGGACUGAUCUUUGCAGCAUUAAAUGGUGCCAUUGACCAUGAAAAACGCUGUUUGUCUAUGGGUCUGGCUCUGAUUGUGGUCCCGUUCUUACCUGCCACAAAUCUUCUGUUCCGUGUUGGGUUUGUGAUUGCCGAGCGUGUACUCUACCUAUCUACAGCUGGCUACUGUGUGGUCAUUGUACUCGGCGUACAGAGACUUGUGUCCACUCAAUCAUUUCCUCAGGUUGUGAGAUACAUGUUAGUUUUUGUGGUGACAAUUUUUACCUUACGCUGCGCCCAGCGAAGCUAUGAAUGGAGAAAGGAGAUGUCACUAUUUAAAGCUGGAGUCAGUGUCUGUCCUCUUAAUGCCAAGGUGCACUAUAACAUAGCGAAGCUUAAUGGAGACAGCGGAAAUGUGGAAUAUGCCAUAGAAAAAUAUAAAGAUGCCAUCAGUUUGAAUCAUGAGUAUGACCAGGCUAUGAACAAUUUGGCAAAUAUACUGAAGGAUCAAGGAGAGCUACAUGAAGCUGAAGAGCUCCUACUGAAGGCUGUCAGCAUAAGGGAUGAGUUUGCAGCUGCAUGGAUGAAUUUGGGUAUUGUCCAGGCUAAUCUGAAAAAGAAUGAUUUGGCCGAGAGGAGCUACUUCAGGGCGCUUCUACAUCGACGGAAAUACCCUGACUGUUACUAUAAUCUUGGCAACCUGUACCUGGAUCAGAAGAGGCACAAGGAGGCCCUUCAGGCUUGGAGGAAUGCUACAUUACAGAAACCUACUCACUUCAAUGCAUGGAACAAUAUGGUGAUACUGCUAGAUAACCUUAAUCAAGUGGACAAGGCAGAGGCUCUAGCAAAAGAAGCACUUAAAUACAUUGGUCAAGAUCCACAGAUGUACAUCAACCUGGCCAAUGUCAUGGGAAAGGCAGACCGAUACAAAGAGAGUGAGCAGUACUUUCUACGGGCAAUCAAAAUUGAACCAAAUCUGGCGAAGGCUCACGCUAACCUUGGUGUGUUGUACCACCGAUGGGACAAGCAUGACUUAGCAGAGAAGUAUUAUAAGUAUGCCCUAAAGCUGGAGCCAGACUCUUUAAACACAAAGGAAAACCUCAAGAUGUUGUACAGGAAGAUGGGUAAGGCUAACCGCUAGAUAAAUUGAAUAUUGAACCUUUGAGAUGUUAAGAGUUAUCUCCCUGUAAUGACAAUGUGUAUAUAUUAAAUAUCACAUUACAAAGGAAAAAAUGUAGUUUAAAAAUUCUCAAAAUCAAAUAAGUGAUUAUCAAGUCAUCAAACGUGUGCAAUGGAAAAUGGUUAUACACUAGGUAAAACCCAGAGGUAGUUAUAUAGCCAUGUAGGAAACAGGCUUGUGUUGCAUAUUCUACUGUCUUGUCAUUUUGCUUUGUCUGCUACAUUAUCUUUUGGUAAGCUUUGUGUCGAUAGAACUAAUGUAAGUUAGUAUUGAGUUUAGGAAAAACAAGGGAGGUAAUCAUAGUUUUUAAUGUAAUAAAGCAUUGGCUUCAGUUAUUUUCAUGCUGAAUUUUUUCCUCAAGUUUGAGUUUAACAGCUACUAAGUUAAUGAGGCAGUUUGUUAUACAGAAACUACGCAUUUUAGUAAGGUAUUGUAUUUGCAUUUUCUUAUUACUGGUUUAUAAUUUCAACCAUAAAUUCUACUGAUUUUCUCAUUGCUGUCUCCAAACAAAAGGUUAGUGAGUGUGUUGAAGUAGAUUACAGAUGUGAUGACACCUGACCAAUGUUUUCAUUAAUAAUCACAUUUGUCAUUUCAUGUUAAAUAACUUACAUUGAUCAUAUCACUUGUGAACUUGUAAACAAAACUAAAUUUAUUGAAUCGUUAAAACUUUCUGUUACAGCUGUGUA
Ylistrum balloti is the source of this 3080-nucleotide messenger RNA. RefSeq names its product protein O-mannosyl-transferase TMTC4-like. Bases 1 to 2355 code for a protein of 784 amino acids. Gene Ontology annotation, molecular function: mannosyltransferase activity; protein binding. The transcript has 14 exons. Lineage: Eukaryota; Metazoa; Mollusca; Bivalvia; Pectinida; Pectinidae. The record is from RefSeq and is a predicted model, not a curated record. Gene Ontology annotation, biological process: protein O-linked glycosylation via mannose; endoplasmic reticulum unfolded protein response. Gene Ontology annotation, cellular component: endoplasmic reticulum.